CCAGCGCUGUCCAACCGCCAGCGCUUCCCGACCUUCUUCCGCACCCACCCCUCGGCCACGCUGCACAACCCCACCCGGGUGCAGCUCUUCAAGAAGUGGGGCUGGACCAAGAUUGCCACCAUCCAGCAGACCACGGAGGUCUUCACCUCGACCCUGGAUGACCUGGACCAGCGGGUGAAGGAGGCCGGGUUGGAGAUCACCUUCCGCCAGAGCUUCUUCUCCGACCCCGCGGCGCCUGUGCGCAACCUCAAGCGCCAGGACGCCCGGAUCAUCGUGGGGCUCUUCUAUGAGACAGAGGCGCGGAAGGUCUUCUGCGAGGUCUACAAGGAGAAGCUCUAUGGCAAGAAGUACGUGUGGUUCCUCAUCGGGUGGUACGCAGACAACUGGUUCCGCAUCAAGGACCCGGCCAUCAACUGCACCGAGGCCGAGAUGGCCGAA
Molecule: messenger RNA, 438 nt
Organism: Nestor notabilis (Kea)
Lineage: Eukaryota; Metazoa; Chordata; Aves; Psittaciformes; Psittacidae
Product: gamma-aminobutyric acid type B receptor subunit 1-like
Exons: 4
Biological process (GO): gamma-aminobutyric acid signaling pathway; G protein-coupled receptor signaling pathway
Cellular component (GO): G protein-coupled receptor heterodimeric complex; membrane
Molecular function (GO): G protein-coupled GABA receptor activity
Source: RefSeq, a predicted model, not a curated record